Messenger RNA from Anoplopoma fimbria (sablefish), 1924 nucleotides. RefSeq names its product serine/threonine kinase 25b (gene stk25b). The transcript is spliced from 11 exons. The coding region runs from base 383 to 1654 and encodes 423 amino acids. The record is from RefSeq and is a predicted model, not a curated record. Gene Ontology annotation, biological process: protein phosphorylation. Lineage: Eukaryota; Metazoa; Chordata; Actinopteri; Perciformes; Anoplopomatidae. Gene Ontology annotation, molecular function: ATP binding; protein kinase activity.
UCCGGCUGGGCCAUUAUUUUGUCCUCCUCAAGCUUCAAAUGAACAACAGGCUAAGCGUUCCUUGAAAUGAAUUAAAUAUUAAUAGACGACAGAAGCAUUAUAUCUCCUUACUCAUCACGGCAGACAUAAAUGGAGUCUCUCGGUUAAUAGGUUGUUGUCUCGCCGGGCUCUUCAGUCCUCCGGUGGACUUGGAGGCCGAAAACAGAGCGCGGAGUGACAGCCCCGUUAAAGCCAGCAGAUUGGGUGUUUAUCCAGUUGGCUAGCCACCUAGCUAGCUUCCUAGACAGCUAAGAGGGGAGGAAAAAAACCCCGAAAGGACCAUUUGUUAAGCUCGGAAAGGGAGAGCUCUGGCUGUCCCUGUCCUGUCCAACCUGCAGAGGGAAUGGCACAUCUUCGAGACAUGCAAAACCAGAAUACCCGGUUGGACCCCGAGGAGUACUUCACCAAGCAGGAGCGUAUUGGGAAGGGUUCCUUCGGAGAGGUCUACAAAGGAAUCAACAAUCGCACAAAGGAGGUGGUGGCGAUUAAAAUCAUAGACCUGGAGGAGGCAGAGGACGAGAUCGAAGACAUUCAACAGGAGAUCACAGUACUGAGCCAGUGUGAUAGCCCUUUUGUUACCAAGUAUUAUGGAUCAUACCUGAAGGGGACCAAGCUGUGGAUUAUCAUGGAGUAUUUAGGUGGAGGAUCUGCUCUGGAUCUCCUCCGUCCAGGGCCUCUGGAAGAGACUUACAUUGCUACUAUAUUGAGGGAAAUACUGAAGGGGCUGGAGUAUCUGCACUCUGAAAGGAAGAUCCACAGAGAUAUCAAAGCUGCCAAUGUGCUCUUGUCGGAGCAAGGCGAGGUGAAACUGGCGGAUUUUGGGGUGGCCGGACAGCUGACAGACACCCAGAUUAAGAGGAACACAUUCGUAGGCACACCUUUCUGGAUGGCUCCAGAGGUUAUCAAACAGUCCGCGUACGACUUCAAGGCUGAUAUUUGGUCUCUGGGAAUCACUGCGAUUGAGUUGGCUAAAGGGGAACCUCCCAACUCAGAUUUACACCCCAUGAGGGUCCUUUUCCUCAUCCCGAAGAACACACCACCCACACUUGAGGGACCUUACAGCAAGCCCUUCAAAGAGUUUGUGGAGGCUUGUCUAAAUAAAGACCCUCGUUUUAGGCCAACAGCCAAAGAGCUCCUAAAGCACAAAUUCAUCACACGCUACACCAAGAAGACGGCCUAUCUGACGGAGCUGAUUGACCGCUACCGCCGCUGGAAGUCGGAGGGACACGGGGAGGAAUCGAGCUCCGACGACUCAGAUAUGGAUGCUGAUAGUGAUGUGGAUUCGAGUCCCAUGUGGACCUUCCCUACAGUCAGACCCAGCUCUAUGAACAAGUUACAGAAGGGCUACACACACACAGAUUCAGAGUCAGGAGAUUUGGUGAAAAGGCAACCCAAGUCACAAUGCUUGUCGGCUUUGGUAACACCUAUCUUCAGAGAGUUAAAGGAGAAGCGGCGGGCGAGUGGCGGGGGCGUAGGAGCCAUUGAGGAGCUGGAAAACGCCUUCAACCUGGCCGAGGAGUCCUGUCCGGGCAUCUCCGACCGCCUUGUCACACACAUGAUGGAGAGAGUGUGCAGGUUUUCUUUAAAUGGUAACACCACUCAGUCUUCGCGGUGAAACCCCAGCUGGAUGUAACUUAACCCUGCUCCCUUUUCUGUCUCCCGGACCUUUCAAACAUCUCAGAUAAGGACCACAGAAGACCCCCCAACCCCCCUCGUAUCUUUGCACCCUUCCCAGUCCUGUUCCCCAAGAGAUCUUUUAAUUAGUUAUAAUUAAAUAUUUUUACAGUUUUUCUUUAAGAGCGGAGAGUAUUUAAAACAAAAAAGCCAUGACAUUUAGAGCGUUGUGUAUACCUGUUAGAUUGAGAAGAAAAUAAACUAUAAUAAA